This is a messenger RNA of Aureococcus anophagefferens, 708 nucleotides long. RefSeq lists its product as hypothetical. The record is from RefSeq and is a predicted model, not a curated record. The annotation marks the transcript as partial. The transcript is spliced from 2 exons. NCBI's taxonomy places the organism in Eukaryota, Pelagophyceae, Pelagomonadales, Pelagomonadaceae. Gene Ontology annotation, cellular component: lysosome. Gene Ontology annotation, molecular function: cysteine-type endopeptidase activity.
CUGCCCGACGCGCUCGACUGGCGGUCGCGCGGCGUCGUCUCCGAGGUGAAGAACCAGGGCCACUGCGGCUCCUGCUGGACGUUCUCGACCGUCGGUGCCCUCGAGGCGCACCUCGCGCUCAAGCAGGACGCCUGGCGCGCGCCGCGCCUCAGCGAGCAGCAGCUCGUCGACUGCGCGGGCGCCUUCGACACCAAGGGCUGCGCCGGCGGCCUGCCGAGCCACGCCUUCGAGUACGUCAAGUACGCGGGGGGCCUCUCGACGGAGUUCUCCUACCCCUACCGCGGCGUCGACCAGGCCUGCGCCUUCAACGCGACCGCGUCGUCUUCGGGCCUGCCGACGAGCGCCGGCGUCGGCGUCGUCGUCCCCGGCGGGAGCGUCAACAUCACCAAGGGCGACGAGGCGGCCCUCAAGUACCACCUGGCGACGAAGGGGCCCGUGUCCGUCGCGUUCCAGGUCGCGUCCGACUUCCGCGACUACGCUUCGGGCGUCUACUCGUCGACCGUGUGCAAGAACGGGGCCAUGGACGUGAACCACGCGGUCCUCGCCGUCGGCUACGGCACGGACCCCGUCUCGAACAUGACCUACUGGACCAUCAAGAACUCCUGGGACUACUCGUGGGGAGACGAAGGGUUUUUCAAGAUGGAGUCGUUCGUCAACAUGUGCGGCGUCGCGAACUGCAACGCGUACCCGGACCUCUACGGCGCGUGA